Messenger RNA from Scutellospora calospora, 1940 nucleotides. NCBI's taxonomy places the organism in Eukaryota, Fungi, Glomeromycota, Glomeromycetes, Diversisporales, Gigasporaceae. The record is from the annotation of a GenBank genome assembly.
ACGGUGUUGGGAAGAGUACAUUAAUAACGUCGCUUAUAAAGGAGACUUUCGUUCCAAAUCAUGUCGUCCCGGAAGUCACAAUUCCACCAGAAGUUACUCCAGAAAACGUAAUUACACAUAUUGUCGAUUCAUCUGCACGUCCGGAACAUCGUGAACAGCUUGAACUAGAAAUCAAAAAAUCCCACGUUAUAUGCAUCGUCUAUUCUGUAGAUGAUCAGCAUACAUUUAACCGCCUUGCAUCAUAUUGGCUACCAUAUAUUAGAGGCCUUGGGGUGAAUGUUCCUGUUGUGCUAGUAGGUAACAAGAUUGAUCUCCGAGGUGAUCAUGUAGCUAAUCAAUCUCUGGAGGAUGAAAUAAUACCGAUUAUGAAUGAAUUUAAAGAAGUAGAAACAUGCGUCGAAUGUUCUGCAAAGCAGCCAUUAAACGUGUCCGAAGUUUUUUAUUUUGCACAGAAAGCUGUACUUCAUCCAACCGCACCCUUGUACGAUUCUAGAGAACAUGUCUUGAAACCAGCAUGUAUUGAUGCACUUAAACGUAUCUUCAAUAUUUGUGACAUCGAUAAGGAUGGUGUACUGAAUGAUAAUGAGCUUAACGAUUUUCAGCGGAAAUGCUUCAAUGCUCCACUUCAACAACAAGAACUUGAAGGUGUCAAAGAGGUUGUGAGAGAGUAUGAGCCUAGUGGUGUUAAUGAAGUGGGCUUAACCGAACUUGGUUUUUUAUUCCUUCAUACACUUUUUAUACAACGGGGUCGGUUAGAAACUACGUGGACAGUUCUACGAAAGUUUGGCUAUGGUGAUGAUUUAUCUUUAAGAGAUGAUUUUCUCUUUCCUCCAUUUGAGGUUCAACAUGACUCUUCCGUAGAAUUAAGUCCCAAUGGAUAUCAAUUCUUUGCAGACAUAUUUCAAGUUUAUGACAAAGAUAAAGAUGGUGCGUUGAAAGAUAGCGAAUUGGCUUCGCUUUUUGCCACGACGCCUGGUAAUCCAUGGACGAAUUCUGAAUUUCCUAACACCACAAUCACAAAUGAGGCAGGUGCAGUUACAUUACAGGGGUGGCUGGCACAAUGGAGCAAUUUAUCAACAGUCAUGGGUCAAUAUUUAGAUUUAAAAAAAAAUUUAUCUGAACAUCCUCUUAAAAUAACGAUUAGUAUGACAACGCUUCUCGAUUACAAGACGACAUUGUCAUACCUGGCAUAUUUGGGAUUUGAUGGUGAUACGACGGCAGCUCUAAAAAAAACGAAAUCAAGAAAGAUAGACAAAAAGCGAAACAAGGUGCAAAGGAAUGUAUUUUUGGUAUAUGUUUUCGGUUCAGCAGGUUGUGGUAAGACGUCGUUGCUGAGAGCAUUUGUAAAUAAGCCUUUUGCAGAUAGCUAUACGCCAACAACUAGACCUUUUAGUCUAGUAAAUUCUGUUGAAAUCAAAGGGGAAGAAAAAUAUUUGGUGCUGCAAGAAGUCUGUUCGAAAUAUGAAGCCGAAAUAUUUCAAAAUAAGCGCAAAUUAGAGAUGUGUGAUUUGCUUUGCUUUUUAUAUGAUUCUAGCGAUGCGAAUUCCUUUUCAUAUAUUGUUGAGCUUAGGAAGCGGCACAAUUUAGAUGAUUUCCCAACCGUAUUUGUUGCAACAAAGAGUGAUUUAGAUUUGGUUCAGCAGAAUCAUGAGGUUCAGCCGGACGUAUAUUGUCGAAGCUUGGGACUUGCUGUUCCAUUGUGUUUAUCAGUAAAAAAACAACAAACAGCAGAUCUAUGGAAUCUAAUGACUGGGUUGUCUAUAAACCCAGCCAUAGCUACCCCAAGGCUCGCGAAUGCUUCAAACUGUGCAUCGAGACUUAAACGAUAUUUGACAUUCACGGCUGUGAUGGGAGCGGUAAUGGGGGCCGCAUUUUUAGGAUAUCGGCUAUUUCAGCAUCAGCGAGGGUUUGGGGGUAUAACAAAAAGAGACAUACUAUAA